AUGAAUAUGUUUCUCCAACUUAAUUUUGAUUUGUACAUCUUUUUGCUAUUGGUUUUUUCAAUCUUCAGGAAUAAAGUGAGCAUCAUCGAAGCCGGUGCUUUAGAACCAAUCAUCAACUUCUUGCAAUCUAAUAGCACAACACUUCAAGAAUACGCCUCUGCGUCUUUGCUCACUCUCUCCGCCUCCGCUACCAACAAACCCAUCAUUGGAGCUAAUGGAGUGAUUCCUCUAUUAGUCAAAGUCGUUAAACAUGGAAGCCCACAAGCUAAAGUUGAUGCAGUCAUGGCACUUUCCAACCUCUCUACGCUCUCCGCUAACCUGAGCAUGAUCCUAGCGACCAAUCCACUCUUGCCGAUACUGAGUCUUCUCAAAUCGAGCAAAAAAUCAUCGAAAACAUCUGAGAAAUGCUGUUCCCUGAUAGAGUCCUUGAUGGUAUCUGGCGAGGAGGCGAGAACGGGUUUAGUUUCAGAUGAAGGAGGUGUGUUUGCGGUGGUGGAGGUUCUUGAAAACGGGUCACUACAAGCUCGGGAACACGCGGUUGGCGUGCUCUUAACACUGUGCCAGAGCGAUAGAAGUAAAUACAGAGAGCCAAUUCUCAGAGAAGGUGUAAUACCGGGACUGCUUGAGCUCACGGUUCAAGGCACAUCAAAGUCUCGCACUAAAGCACAGAGACUCCUCUCUUUACUAAGGAACUCGAGAAGCCCGAGACCAGAGGUUCAACCCGAUACUAUAGAGAACAUAGUGUCGAGCUUGAUCUCUCACAUAGACGGAGAUGAUCAGUCCGGUAAGGCGAAGAAGAUGCUAGCUGAAAUGGUGCAAGUUAGCAUGGAAAAGAGCUUGAGACAUCUACAGGAACGUGCUUCCACUCUUGUCCGUCCCUAAAACCUGCGAGGUCUCUUGCAAGUAAAAAAAAAACAGAUUCUGCAUAAAGGGUGAUGAAGAUUGAUGGAUAUAUCAUACGUGUGCCAGUCCAGUGCCGGCCUUCUGGUUCUCAGUGACUGGUUUCUUUUAUUAAGGUUCUUGCGAGCUAAAAAGGUCUUUGGUGUGUACAUAUACAUUUCUAUAGAAACGUUUUUUUCUUUUAAAUAAAAGUUUCAAUCAUGUUGUUGUGGCAUUGGAGUU
This is a messenger RNA of Raphanus sativus (radish), 1122 nucleotides long. RefSeq names its product U-box domain-containing protein 7-like. The coding region runs from base 1 to 882 and encodes 293 amino acids. Lineage: Eukaryota; Viridiplantae; Streptophyta; Magnoliopsida; Brassicales; Brassicaceae. Gene Ontology annotation, cellular component: nucleus; cytoplasm. Gene Ontology annotation, molecular function: protein binding. The transcript is spliced from 2 exons. The record is from RefSeq and is a predicted model, not a curated record.